AUGAACAUGAGCGGGGAACAAGCGAAAGCGGGAACGGGAGCAAAGUGGAGGAAAGCAAGAAUGGGCGAAAAAGAAACGGAAUGGGUAUGGAGCAAGAGUGAGGGAACGGGAUCGAGCGAGGGAAUGGGAUCGAGUGAGGGAACAGGAUCGAGCGAGGGAACGAGAUCGAGUGAGGGAACGGGAUCGAGCAGGGAACGGGAUCGAGCGAAGGAACGGGAUCAAGAGUGGGAACGGGAUCAAAAGAAGGAACGGGAUCAAGAGUGGGGGCGGGAUCAAGAAUGGGGACGGGAUCAAGAAUGGGAGCGGGAUCAAGAAUGGAAAUAG
Molecule: messenger RNA, 324 nt
Organism: Acaulospora morrowiae
Lineage: Eukaryota; Fungi; Glomeromycota; Glomeromycetes; Diversisporales; Acaulosporaceae
Source: the annotation of a GenBank genome assembly